Molecule: messenger RNA, 788 nt
Organism: Hyalella azteca
Lineage: Eukaryota; Metazoa; Arthropoda; Malacostraca; Amphipoda; Hyalellidae
Product: neogenin
Exons: 6
Cellular component (GO): membrane
Source: RefSeq, a predicted model, not a curated record
CGGCGGCGGCCACGGCCCCCGAUGGCGGGAGUUUGUUCAGCGGGUGGAGCAGCGUGGUGGUGGUGGCGGUGGUGGUGGCGGUGGCGGUGGUGUUGCUGCUGCUCGGGGUUGCAUUGUUCGCCCUCAUCUACUGCAGGAGAAAGCAACCCCACCAGGUUGACCCCAACCCCAGGCAUACGGGCACCAGCAAGUCUGCCACCAAGGUUGAGGUGUCGCAGCCACCAGACCUCUGGAUCCACCACGACCGCCUCGAGCUCAACCAUCUCGACAACCACAACGCCUCCCGCCCCGCCAGCCCUACCAUCACAACCACGGUGCUCAACCACGGCGAGGGCGGGGAGCUGGAGGACAAGAACACCUACACCAGCACCAGCACCCUGGACCGCCGCACGCCCUACCACAGCACCUACCUCAGGGAGGCUGGGGAUGAGACGGAGCGCUUGCUGCACCGCCCUCCCCUCCACCCCCCGGGGGCGCUACAGCCCCCCCACUACUUGAUGGGGGGCAGCACCAGCAGCAGCGUGUACAGCGACGGCACCAUGGGGGGCAGACCCCCCCACACCCCCCACGCCCCCUACACCCUCGACCCCUACGCCACCCCGGGCGACGGCAACAACACGCUGGGCAAGAGCUUACGCAACGCGUCGAGUGGGGCGAGUGGGACACUCAACCCACUCAGAUCUUUCAGUGUACCGGGCCCCCCGCCCCCCCAGUCCNCACGGCCUCACAGCUCUACUGAUGGCCUCAUGAAGGACCUGUCCGCCAUCACGGCCUCACAGCUCUACUGA